AUGGGUUGUAGCAGCCCGCACGUAUCUGCUCCACUUGGUGGGUUGUACUGUUUUCGCCAACAAGAGUUCAACCCAUGUACAUGUCGUGCACCUAAAGGCUUUCAGGGACCUGGCCCAGGUAGGGGGAUUCGCCUGCGGAGCAGCUGCAUUAGUCCACAUUGCUGGAUAUACGAGCACUUUCCUACAGUGCAUACAUCCGUCGUUCAUGAUGCUUAUGAUGAAGGGAGCCCACAUGCCUGCAGGUGGCUUACAGGUAAGGCUCAUAUGAUGAGGAUCAAGGGAGCCUCGUAUCGGAGACGUUUGGAUGCCCUGAGUGUGACUGACAUUGUGGUGUACGUUCGACCUGAGCGGGUUCUUCGACAGUUUGGCUACCUUCAGACUGUCCCUCCGCCGCCGGUUUGUGAUUCUUUGACGGGUGAUGAUAUAGAUGACCGGUGGCUGCAUUUUUCAAACCAUUUGGUGCCUUCAGGGGAGCUCUGUGUAGUUCUUGGACAGGUGGCGCCAGACUACAUGGAGUGGUUUUUUCGGAUAUCGCACCCAUUCGUCACGCGGACCGAGGAGACAGCUGUGCGGAGACAUCCGCCUCCCCCUCAUCAUGAGGAGUUCGUCGAGCCACCCAUCUCCGAGGUUUCAGUCGCGACCGAUCUCCCUACGCAUUCAGUGGUUCACUGCGAAGGAUGUCAAGGGAUGGCUCAGGAUUUAGGAGCGAUUGUUGAGGAUUUGGAGCGGGUCAUCAACCUCAGGAUGGUCACUGAGGGCACUGACUUACAUGACAUCAUGACUCGUUGUCUAAGGAGAGCUAGAGGUGACACAGCAGAUGAAAGUCUUAGGCUGCGCCAGAGACGCCGCAUAGAUUAG
Molecule: messenger RNA, 858 nt
Organism: Glycine soja
Lineage: Eukaryota; Viridiplantae; Streptophyta; Magnoliopsida; Fabales; Fabaceae
Exons: 4
Coding region: 1-858 (285 amino acids)
Source: RefSeq, a predicted model, not a curated record